Molecule: messenger RNA, 444 nt
Organism: Penaeus indicus
Lineage: Eukaryota; Metazoa; Arthropoda; Malacostraca; Decapoda; Penaeidae
Product: rhodopsin-like
Exons: 1
Biological process (GO): G protein-coupled receptor signaling pathway; phototransduction; cellular response to light stimulus
Cellular component (GO): plasma membrane
Molecular function (GO): G protein-coupled photoreceptor activity
Source: RefSeq, a predicted model, not a curated record
CAAUAUCCUCCCAUGAACCCUCUUUGGUACAGUCUUGUUGGUUUCUGGAUGGUUGUCAUGGGAAGUCUCUCUUUAGGUGGAAACUUCGUCGUCAUCUGGGUUUUCAUGACCACCAAAUCUCUUCGAUCGCCUGCUAAUCUGCUGGUCGUUAAUCUGGCCUUUUCCGACUUCUUGAUGAUGCUCACCAUGUUCCCCCCUAUGGUGGUGUCGUGUUACUGGCAGACAUGGACUCUUGGAGCACUAUUCUGUGAGAUCUAUGGUUUCCUUGGUUCACUUUUCGGAUGUAUUUCAAUUUGGACCAUGGUAUUCAUCACUGCUGAUCGAUACAACGUUAUUGUGAAAGGAGUUUCUGCUGAGCCACUGACGUCUGGAGGUGCCAUGUUAAGGAUAGCUGGUGCCUGGUUCUUUUCCUUUGCUUGGUGUCUUCCACCAUUCUUUGGUUGG